Messenger RNA from Apus apus (common swift), 3579 nucleotides. Its product is annotated as bile acid receptor-like. The transcript is spliced from 11 exons. Gene Ontology annotation, biological process: negative regulation of transcription by RNA polymerase II; negative regulation of inflammatory response; bile acid signaling pathway. NCBI's taxonomy places the organism in Eukaryota, Metazoa, Chordata, Aves, Apodiformes, Apodidae. Gene Ontology annotation, molecular function: RNA polymerase II cis-regulatory region sequence-specific DNA binding; zinc ion binding; nuclear receptor activity. The record is from RefSeq and is a predicted model, not a curated record. The coding region runs from base 671 to 2215 and encodes 514 amino acids.
AAUACUUGGGGUUUUAAGAAGUAAGUUUUGUAAAAUAAGUGGCCACAAGAGUUGCUCACAAGCGUUUUCUGACAUUGGGCACACAUGAGCCCUGUCUGUGCUGCAUCAGCACACGUAUGUCAGAAUUAGAAUUGGCACAAGGUAAGUGUUUUGUUUGGAGAUACUGGCCCAAUCAAAUGUUUCCAAAUCCCAAUAGCAUAUAAAGUAGUUAUCUCCAGGUAAUACUAUUGCAGUAUUUUCUCUGCCCAGGAAAUGAAUAUUAUCCAUUAACACUCUGACAUGUCAAUGUUAAGCAAUCAAAUUUAAAAUUCUAGCAACAAAGCAGAAUAUUUGGUAAUUGGUCAGGGAGAACUCUGGGAAACAGUGACGUGAGGGUCCCCAUGGCCUCUGUCCCUGAUGACCCAGUUAUUAUUUGAUUUAUGUGGACUUGCAGUUGCCCUUGCUUCGACCCCAGAAAAGGCUGUGUGGGAAGUUUGUGUCUCAGAGCCGUAGCAUUGCUCUGCAGAGUGUCUGGAGCCUAGUGUAUGCACAGAAACUGAUAAAUAGGGAAAAGGCCCAGUUUGCUCCAGCUGGACUCAGCUCGGAUCAGCCUGGUGGAUUCAACUCUGGAAGGAAGAAACUCUCCGGAGCUACUGUUGCCUCCUUAAAAGUCUGACACAUAGGAGAGUGAAUGAAACAGUGUAGCUGGGAGCAGAAUAUGGCAAACACAUUUGUCACUGUGCCUGAUGGGUACUGUCUUCCUGAGCCCAUACAGUAUUAUGAUGUUUUGCCAGAGCACAUCAACUACCAGCUGCAGGACACAGAUUUUCAGACUGCACCGUACUGCCAGUACUCCACAGUUCCAGUUCCUCCUCCAGUUCUGCAGCCCCAGCCCCCUCAGCCCCAGUACAGCACAUUCAGCCUGGACCCCCCAUACAGCGAUGGGCCCUGUAUUGUCAGCAGCUGUGACCUGAGCAAACCCCCUUUCGUGGCUCCCCACGCUGAUGACGGGGAAUACCCAGGUCUAAAACGGCCAAGAUUAAGCCACUCUUCCUUGAGGCUGAAGGGGCAGGAGGAGCUGUGCGUGGUGUGUGGGGACAAGGCCUCUGGCUAUCACUACAACGCGCUGACCUGCGAGGGCUGUAAAGGCUUCUUUCGACGUAGCAUAACCAAAAAUGCAGUGUAUCGAUGCAAGAAUGGUGGUCAUUGUGAAAUGGACAUGUACAUGCGAAGGAAGUGUCAGGAAUGUCGCUUGAAGAAGUGUAAAGCUGUGGGAAUGCUAGCAGAAUGUUUGUUGACUGAGGUACAGUGCAAGUCAAAGCGACUCAGGAAGAAUUUCAAACAGAAGAGCAGUUUUCUUUGCAACAUAAAACUGGAAGAUGAAGGACUGAAUAGUAAGCAAGUAUCAUCUACGACAAGAUCUGGAAAAAUCCCAGAGAAGCUGGAACUUACUCCAGGGGAACAUCAGCUUCUUGAUCACAUUGUAGCAGCACACCAAAAAUACACAAUUCCCCUUGAGGAAGCAAAGAAGUUUCUACAAGAAACUGCAAGUCCUGAAGAAAGUUUUCUCCGUCUGUCUGAGACAGCAGUCAUCCAUGUACAAGUGUUAGUGGAUUUCACAAAAAGACUUCCAGGAUUUGAAAGUUUAGCUAGUGAAGAUCAGAUUGCACUGCUAAAAGGGUCAACAGUGGAAGCAAUGUUUUUGCAUUCAGCCCAAAUAUAUAACCAAAGAAUUAAUGAAUGCCAACCAUCAACAAGUGAAAGUCAUGUAAGACUUUCUGAUCAUGGGACAUGCUGUCAUGUUCAAAACCUUGAUAAAACCAAUAUUUAUUCCAUGGAAAUACCUCACAAUGAAGAGAGUCCAACUUCGACUACUACUACAGGUAUAACUGAGGAGUUCAUUACCGCACUGUUUUACUUCUACAGAAGCAUGGGGGAACUGAAAGUGACAGAGACCGAGUAUGCCCUGCUUGUAGCAACAACCGUAUUUUUUUCAGACCGCCCGCUCCUGAAGAACAAGCGCCACGUAGAAGAGCUGCAGGAGCCGCUCCUGGGCAUCCUCUACAAGUACUCGAAGAUCCAUCACCCCGAGGACCCCCAGCAUUUCGCCCGCCUUAUCGGCCGCCUCACGGAACUGCGCACCCUCAACCAUACCCACGCGGAGGUGCUGGUGACAUGGAGAACAAAGGACCCCCGGCUGACCUCCGUGCUGUACGGGAUCUGGGAUCUGCUGUAGGCGAUGCCGCGCUCCCUCAGCACCGCUGCUGCGCCGCGCGCCGCCGCCCCUCCCGCCUCGCUCGCGCGCCGUCGUUUCCCGCCCUUUUGUCCUCCCUCAGCAGCCGGCGCGGGGAGCGUUAGUGUGCCCGUCAUGAGGUGUUGGCUCUGAGGCCCACCCAUUUCUCCGAGGCAAUGGAAAAAGAAAAACCGUUUAAAUUGUUCGUGCCGCCGCGUCUGAGCGGCGGUCAGGUGUCUGCAGUCAAACCCCAGACGAGCACUCGGUCAGCGGGGCUGUGUCAGGUAAACGGUGCUGUCGGCUGCCGUGCUCUGGAGGCGGCGGCAGGCGGGCCCUUCCGCGGGGACGGGGGGGGCCGCGGCCCAGCGAAGUCCUGAACCUCCGUCCUGGAAAGAAUACCUAUGCGUUACAGCGGCUGCGCUGAACUCAUUUUUCUUCAAACUGUUAAGAUCGGUGCCUGGGGAGGAAAUAUUAAGUUUUAAUUUCAAAUAAUUGUAUAAUUAUUUUUUUUUUCUGUCAAAACGGAAGAGAUUAAUCUUCUCAAGCAUUUGCAAUGUAUUUUAACUGUAUAGCACUGAUGAAAGACACGUUUGUGGGUAACUGAGAACAGUAAGUGGAAUGUACACCACUCAGAUACCCUUACUGGCUUUGAUUUAUUGGUCCCACCAGAUCAAGUGUGUAGUGAAAAUGUUCUGUUGCUAUGCUCUGAGUUAUGUGAAUUCAAGAUUUUUUCAUGUUGAGGCUCCUUAUGUAAUGUUUAGAUUCAAAUGUGAUAUUCUGACAGGAGAUGAGUUACACUCUUAACAGGACAAAUUUAUGUGACUUAAAUGGCCCUGUAAAAUGCAAUUUUCAUGCUAAGUCAUAAUCAUAUGUGCUUUAGACGUACUCUUGGGAAUAAAGCCAAAAAAAUAAGUAUCGGAUACUAGACUUGAAAAAAAUUACGUUGGUUAAUUCUUUACUGUGCAACUGUGUACAGGCUUGCAGUAGUUACUAAGUUCUUGUCAUCAAAAGCUUCCAUUUUGACUACAGUCUAGUCUAUGAAGCAAACUACAAAAGACCAACAAUUUGAAAAGCUACUGUGAAGUAAGAACUAUGCAGGAGAAUUCCAGAGUAAUUAUCAAUACCUUGAGCCUUGAAAAUUGUAGGUUGUUGAUUUAUUUAUGAAAAAAUCUAUUUUUACAUUAGCUGUAUUUUUUCUGGGUUUUAUGAUCCUUUACAAAUCUACCCAUUAGAAACUAAUUUUUAAAUUUGUGCAGGGCUUUAACAAAUUCCCAGAUGAUGAUUUUAGUUUGCCAUUUGUAAUGAGUACACCGAACCAUGUUGAAAUCACUGAUUCAGGUAAGAUUAAAAUAAGCUCUCACAUUGCA